This is a messenger RNA of Diuraphis noxia (Russian wheat aphid), 650 nucleotides long. RefSeq lists its product as uncharacterized. The record is from RefSeq and is a predicted model, not a curated record. NCBI's taxonomy places the organism in Eukaryota, Metazoa, Arthropoda, Insecta, Hemiptera, Aphididae.
GUUAUCAGUGGUAUAAUAGGUACUUAUCAUGACUUAAUUCAUACAAUAUUUGAAUAUUUGCAUUUCGCAUUAACGAUAGAGGACUGAGGAAUAGACCGUCAAUCACUUAAGGACGUUAAGGUCGUCAUUUGGUAUUUACUCAUGGUUGUAAUGUGUCGAAGAUUUUUAUAAACCUCCACGGUUCCACCACCAACAAUUUGAUCCAUGGACCGACGGCUUAAGAAUGCCCUGUGCGCCGCAUCUGCUGGAGUCUGCGGUUCAUCGGCCGGCUUGUUUGGCAAAAUUGGAAUGAGUGUCAACGAGUUAUUCGGCUUGAACGAUCAGGCUCUGUUCACAAAUUUGAUCAGAUUCAUCAUGUUGGUAAUGGUCGUUCUGGCCAACAUUGGUGUUUGGCUUAUGUAUACUAGAUCCCUGCAAUUCGGUUCCACAUUGAUAUCUACUGGCAUCGGCAUCGCGUCCAAUUACAUUUUCACCGCUCUAACUGGUGUACUAUUGUUUGCUGAGAGCUGCUCAAUUCUAUGGGCAUGUGGUACACUGUCUGUCAUGAUUGGUGUUAUACUGAUGUCGAUUUGAAUGUUUAAGAAAUAAAAAUAUUUACUGAUCUCAUGUAUAUAAUAUUGUUAUUAUUUGAAUAAAUAAGCAUGCAUGGA